AUGUCACAAUUGAAAAAAACCAAUCUUAAUUCAGUUAAAGAUUUACAAAAAACAACAGAUGAACAAUUGGGUUCAGUAUUACAAAAUUUAGGUUAUGAAGAAUCUUUCAAAUUAAUUGAUUUAAAAUUAGGAUUGGGAUUAAUAACUGUAUUAAUAGCAGGAUUAUUAUUUUUAGCUGAUAAAAAAUUCCAAUUUAAAGAAAUUUACAAUAUAACUUUUAUAUCUUGCGUUUUAUAUGGACUUAUAAAUCUAGCUUUAUUUGGUCUAAAUUUAAAAUAUAAGAAUGUUAAAUAUAUUGGAUACGAUUCAAAAGGAAAUAAAAUUAUAAUAUCUAGUGAAAUUAAGAAAUAUGAACCAAAUUAUUAUAUAAAUGUUACAAUCAAUGAUAAAACCACGAGUAAUUCUGUUAUACCAUUCAAUAAGUUUUUUGAUAUAAUUGGUUUUUUCAAUAGAGAUGAAUUUUUAAAAUUAUUAAGUCAUGAGAUAAAUAAAAAAUCAGAAUAG
Molecule: messenger RNA, 504 nt
Organism: Lodderomyces jiufengensis
Lineage: Eukaryota; Fungi; Ascomycota; Pichiomycetes; Serinales; Debaryomycetaceae
Gene: SPC2
Product: signal peptidase complex subunit
Exons: 1
Coding region: 1-504 (167 amino acids)
Biological process (GO): protein targeting to ER
Cellular component (GO): membrane; signal peptidase complex
Source: RefSeq, a predicted model, not a curated record